AUGACCGCCAACCCCGAGCCCGAAAUUGUGCUGUACGACUUGGCCUGCAACCAGAAUGUCUGCUUCUCGCCCGUGGUCUGGCGCAUCCGCCUCAUGCUCAACUAUAAGCAUGUCCCGUAUAAGACCAUCUUUCUAGAAUUUCCAGACAUCGAGCCAACGCUUAAAGGCCUCGGUGUGGAACCUAGCAAGCCGGCCAUCAAAUACACAGUCCCCACCAUCCUACACGUGCCAAGCAACACAUACAUGAUGGACUCAGUGCCCAUCUCACAGUUCAUCGAGUCAACCUACCCCGAUCCGCCGGUCCCACUAACCUCCGAGCUGGGCCACGAGAUCGAAACCAAAGCCCGCACCGUCAUCUCCCCGGCAUUCCGCAACUCGGUGCUGCCGCGCGAGAUCAACAUCAUCUCGCCGCGCGCACAGGAGUAUUUCCGACGCGCGCGCGAGGCUGAGCUGGGACACCCGAUUGAGGACCUGCUCGACACCGACGAGGAGGAGCAGGCUUGGAGUGCUGUUCGUGAGGACAUGCGCGCACUUGGGGAGCUGAUGAUGACGCAUAAGGCUGAUGGGCCUUUUAUCCUCGGUGCGAGACCCAGUUAUGCUGAUUUCUUCAUCGCGGGGACUCUGCAGUUUAGUAGGGUUGUUGAUGAGGGUUUGUUUCAGAGAUUUAUGGCAUUCCCUGGGUUUAAGGAUGUUUAUGAGGCUUGUGUGCCUUUUAUGGCGAGGAAAGAUUGA
Molecule: messenger RNA, 732 nt
Organism: Penicillium lagena
Lineage: Eukaryota; Fungi; Ascomycota; Eurotiomycetes; Eurotiales; Aspergillaceae
Exons: 2
Coding region: 1-732 (243 amino acids)
Source: RefSeq, a predicted model, not a curated record